UUGCGUAGCGUUGCCAGCGUACUCCGAUUUGCACUUGAUUUAUUUCAGAUUUCGGACAUUUGCCCAAAGGUACGGGAAACCGGUGGCCCGGCCGCGGCGAGCUUUAGUGGGUUGCUAUAAAUAAGCCGACACGAGCUCACUAUCGAUCAUCCUGGAUAGCAUCCUUUCACACAUAUACAGCACUGCGAAUGGGCUUUCCCCAGUGCAGCGAUGGGUCCGUGGAUGCUGAUGUACCUUCUCGCCAUUGCGAAAAGAAUCCUGGCAGCAGACACAGAGGAGCGGUUGGUCGAGCAUCUCCUUAAUCCUGCCCAUUACAACAAACUGAUUCGCCCGGCAACCAAUAGGUCAGAACUGGUAACGGUGCAGCUAACGGUGUCCCUGGCACAGCUAAUCAGUGUGCAUGAAAGGGAACAGAUCAUGACUACAAAUGUCUGGUUAACACAGGAGUGGCAAGACUACAGGCUGACAUGGAACCCAGAGGAAUAUGAUGGGAUGCUGAAGGUCAGGCUGCCCUCUAAACACAUCUGGCUGCCCGAUGUGGUGCUCUACAACAAUGCUGAUGGUAUGUAUGAGGUGUCUUUCUACUCCAACGCCUUGGUCUCCUAUGAUGGCAGCGUCUUCUGGCUUCCGCCAGCCAUUUACAAGAGCGCCUGCAAGAUCGAGGUCAAACACUUCCCAUUUGACCAGCAGAACUGCACAAUGCGCUUCCGAUCCUGGACCUAUGACCGCACUGAGAUAGACCUGGUGCUCAGGUCAGAUGUGGCCAGCAUGGAUGACUUCACGCCCAGUGGUGAGUGGGAUAUCAUCGCCCUGCCAGGCCGGCGCAAUGAGAAUGCUGCCUACGUGGAUAUCACCUAUGACUUUAUCAUUCGGCGUAAGCCCCUUUUCUAUACCAUCAACCUGAUAAUUCCCUGCGUGCUCAUCACCUCGCUCGCCAUCCUGGUCUUCUAUCUGCCAUCCGACUGUGGAGAGAAGAUGACCCUCUGCAUCUCUGUCCUCUUGGCCCUCACUGUCUUCCUGCUCCUCAUCUCCAAGAUUGUGCCGCCCACCUCCCUGGAUGUGCCACUGGUGGGCAAGUACCUGAUGUUCACCAUGGUGCUGGUCACCUUCUCCAUUGUCACCAGCGUGUGUGUGCUCAAUGUGCACCAUCGUUCCCCCACCACUCACACUAUGCCCCCCUGGGUGCGCCUAAUCUUCCUGGACAAGCUACCCUCCUUGCUAUUUAUGCAGCAACCCCGCAGGACCUGCAAACGGCUGAAGCUUCGCCAGGCUCGCCGGGCCCAGGAGCAGGCGCGGCUGGGUACAGGGCCGCCCACAGAGGGCAGGGGCCUUGCUACAGAGGAUAGUGAAUCUUGCACUUGUUAUGUCAACCAGGCCUCAGUAAAGCAGCUUGGUGGAGAGGCAGGGGCAGGUGGGCUGAAUGGGCUAAGGCCAGGGGCAGACAGCAUCUCUGUGGCCCCCACUCCAGGGAAGCCGCCCCACAUCCUUGGGCACACACUGCUGACACGCGCAUGCCCUGGGUUGGACGAGGCGGUGGAGGGAGUGAGGUUCAUCGCCAGUCACAUGAAGAGUGAGGACGACGAUCAGAGUGUCAGUGAGGACUGGAAGUAUGUUGCCAUGGUCAUCGACCGCCUUUUCCUCUGGAUCUUUGUGUUCGUUUGCAUCUUCGGCACCAUCGGCAUGUUCGUGCAGCCUCUCCUGCAGAACUACACCACCAAGACUCUCCCCCACUUGCCCGGCUGACCAAUACAAGCCAUGGCACACAGAUGGACACAGCUAAUGACCAAUGCCUGCUGGAGUGGGGGUUGGAAGUCCUGGAAGAAGUCCUGUAGAACUGGACUGAUUGCCAGUCAUAUUCAGAUGAUUUUGUUUGAUGAAAAAGUUAGUAAAUUUAUAUAAACUUUAGGAACUAUUUAGUUUUACUAAUGAAAGUAGCGUGUUUCAAAAUAUCCUAUACUUUAAGCUGUCUUUUUAAAAAAAAAAAAAAGAUCACAAGCCAAACAGGAAUACUGCUUUCAUGACGUCAGAAAAUCACUUCUUUCUAUGCACACCCUUUAACAAAAAUAUACACCCCACUCUAAUAGUUACCAUCCUGUCUUUCUGGACUGACACCUAUGAGAGCAAAAAGAGUGUAAGCAGACAGAUAAGCAUCAUUGGAUUAGUGUAGUUUGGUGUAUCAGUAGGGCAUUUCUGUUGUCAUAUCUAUGUUUUUAGCAUAUGAUUAUGGUAUAUUGCAGGUUAACAAAAUAGUGUCUGUACCAAACAUACACUCACAGACAUCACAUGGACAUUGACACAGGUCAAACAGCCGACAUUUGGCAGUUUGAUGUACUUUUAAACCAGCAUUUUGAACACACCUUCCGGUCACAUAUCAGAACGCUUCUUAGCUCUUCUCAUACUUUAUUAGUCUCCACUGAUUGCUGACUUGCUCUUCUGCUCUCUCACCAUCUUUUGGCUCAUUUUAGUCCACUCUGCUUUGCCAGCUCCAGCUCACUCCUACUUUCUUCUCCAUCCCCUCUUCCCUUCAUACAUCUCUCCUCCAUUUCUGUCACUUAGCACCUCUCCAGUCACCAAUCCUAUUACUGAUGGGCACCUACAUUUACUUCAGUUUCACAUUAAUCCACGUCAUCAUACACUUAAGCUUUUGUGUCCAUAUUGACCAUAAUGUUUUUAUGUGUUUCAUGUCAGCUAAUAUUGCUUUUAUGUUCGUUCACAACAAAUAUCUGUCUCUGGAUACUGAUCUCACUGCAGUUAUAUCAAAUUUGUUUCUUCGUAACUGGAUUUUCACUUCUGCAGAUUGCAAAUCCAUAUUAAUUUAAUACCUGUUCAUGCUAAGUUGAUGCCUAUGGUACACCUAUGAAGUUAGUCCAUUGUCAUUAUGGGAUAUUUGCAUAUUAAUGUUAUGUUGCCCAAAAAAAGGAAGUUAGGAGCAUGUAUAAAUAAAGAUAAAUUGGAUCAAAUGA
Brienomyrus brachyistius is the source of this 2963-nucleotide messenger RNA. Its product is annotated as neuronal acetylcholine receptor subunit beta-2-like. Gene Ontology annotation, molecular function: acetylcholine-gated monoatomic cation-selective channel activity; transmembrane signaling receptor activity. The record is from RefSeq and is a predicted model, not a curated record. Gene Ontology annotation, biological process: chemical synaptic transmission; monoatomic ion transmembrane transport; signal transduction. Bases 211 to 1743 code for a protein of 510 amino acids. The transcript has 6 exons. Gene Ontology annotation, cellular component: synapse; postsynaptic membrane; neuron projection. NCBI's taxonomy places the organism in Eukaryota, Metazoa, Chordata, Actinopteri, Osteoglossiformes, Mormyridae.